CUUCGCUCCGCGAAUGAGAGAGAAACUCAUCGGAAAAAAGACGUUUUCUCUUUGCGAGAUCCGAAAGUGGAGAACGCAUUGCGUUCUCUGGGCACAUAGGAUCAAACGUAAAGCAGCGCUUUCUUGGCAGAGUUUGAGGCAGCAAGAAACUUUAGGGCUUGUUGGAGCUGCUGAGCAUAACGAAUCGAAGCCGAAGGCGGAUCAAGGUAGCUUGCCUGCCAAGCCUAUAGGCGAAGGGCCGAAGGAUGGAGCGUGCAAAGUAAAUCGUGCACCUGUCACUUAUAUAUUAGCCAGUCAUCAAUUGGAAGCGGGUAAAAUGGUGAUGAAUUGCGAUUGGUCCAAACCUUCUAAAAGCGGCUUCUUGCGACCUGCCCAGAAUGCCCAUACAUACCUUCGGUUCCAAGACCUUGUUCGCACAGCGAAUAAAGGUCGGGUUGAAGGGGGCAGUCAGCUGGCUGCUUCUUGGCCACGCCCCCCUGCUUAUAGAUACGAGAUACUUGAUCUAAAUUCUCAAGUAGGAAAUUGCAUACCAUUAGCUAAUAUACGUAUGGGAACAUGGGUACAUGAUAUUGAAUGUCAUCCAGGUCAAGGCGCAAAGCUGGCUCGAGCCGCAGGAACUUAUGCAAAAAUAAUUAAGGAGCCAGCCCCACAAUGU
This is a messenger RNA of Dioscorea cayenensis subsp. rotundata (Guinea yam), 655 nucleotides long. RefSeq names its product 60S ribosomal protein L2, mitochondrial-like. Gene Ontology annotation, molecular function: structural constituent of ribosome; RNA binding. Lineage: Eukaryota; Viridiplantae; Streptophyta; Magnoliopsida; Dioscoreales; Dioscoreaceae. The annotation marks the transcript as partial. The record is from RefSeq and is a predicted model, not a curated record. Gene Ontology annotation, cellular component: ribosome. The transcript has 2 exons. Gene Ontology annotation, biological process: cytoplasmic translation.